UCAUUGGUGGCCGUCAUUGAUGUGCAGAAGAUAUUGGGAAACACGUCAGUAUUACCAGAGUUUGUGUCUUACGAUCGCUGCCAACAAACGCCGACCAAAUCGCCGACUCACCACUCGGACAUCACCGCACAUCUGAUCCCAACGCGCGAGACAAUGAAUACACUGCUGUCGCGCACGAACGCCAUCUUCGCGUUCACGCUGUCGGUGUUGGCGGCGCUGACACUGAUCUGCGCCCUCUCGACCACAUUCAAGGCCUACAACACGUCAGUGAAGGACGUGAAGAUGAGUACCACGAAGAAGCUCGUGAAGAAUGUGGCGGACUAUAGCGCGGGACGUGAGCGCAACGACUUGGGCUUCAUUUCGUUCAAUUUGGACGCAGACUUCGCGCCCGCCUUCGACUGGAACACCAAACAGCUGUUCCUCUAUAUGACCGCUCACUACAAGACCAAAGCCAAUGUCCUCAACCAAGUGGUGCUCUGGGAUCACAUCAUACAGAGGGGUGAGCCCACUCGACUGUCCCUCAAGAACCAACACACGAAGUACUACUUCUGGGACGACGGCAAUGGCCUCAAAGCCAACGACAACAUCACACUCACGCUCUCCAUGAAUGUGAUCCCCAACGCGGGACUGCUGCCCAUAUCGACCGUCCCGUCCAUCCAUUCCUUCUCCUUUCCCAACGAAUACAUCACUAAAAACGCGUGA
Molecule: messenger RNA, 702 nt
Organism: Oppiella nova
Lineage: Eukaryota; Metazoa; Arthropoda; Arachnida; Sarcoptiformes; Oppiidae
Source: the annotation of a GenBank genome assembly